UCGUCAAGAAACAACAAGCAAAUACACAGGAUGUGGAACAACAGCUGCUGCUUUAUUUCUUCCCUGGUGAGGAAUACUGGUUGGUUUUUCUACUUGAUAAUUUUGGAGUUCAAAUAAACACCAGUAAGCUGAGAUUGGAAAUUUCUAACAAGAAAGCUUUAAUUUUUCUCUGCUGUCUGUAGAGAAAUGCGUGCAUUCACGCUGGUGCUGUUUAUGCAGGGGAGAUCGAGCCAUGGCUGGUUUGCUCUUAACACAAACACUCGGCCACGGAGCCUCCUUUGCCAGUCGGUGCCCACCCCAUGCACUCCAAUGCACUGCCCUAAAUGAGAGGUUUUAUUUCUCCCCUCAGCCUAAGGUCCACAGGGACACCUUGUAGGUUUCCCUUUUUAGACUUUCCUUUUUUUUCUAUUUGUUUUUGUGUGGAAAAUCCCAGUAAAAGGUAAUGAUAAAUGUCCUGCCAUUCCCAUGACCAUGGAAAAUAAGUGUGCCGAGGCCUAUCUUACACAGUAGCCUUGCAUGAUGUUUAGCUGAUGUCUGAGAGAAGAGUUUGUGUUUAGGCUGAUAACCUGACUUUGUUUUAAUGUCUAAUUUUUUUUAGCAUAUCAGGUGUGUGGUUCAUAAGUGCUUUCUGGAUUUUAGUGGUAUGAUCUAAUUUCUGCAAGCUAAUUUUGGACUGCUCUACAUCAUGUUACAAAUACACAAAAGCCUGUUAGUUUCCAGCUCAGCUGGGAAGCAGGAAAGGAACAGCUCCUCUAUUGCUAAAUGAAAAUGCAGAAAUGCAAGCAGCGAAAAUGUGCAGUAAUUUGUCAAACCUCGAGGACCUCACUUGGCUCAUGAGAGUUUGUAGAUAAUGGACCAGUGGGGAAGAUACACUGUUCUUAAUACUGAAAUACUCUGGUUUCUGUGUUUAGUACAGAGGGAAGGUGGUGGCACGUGCAGAUGUGUGCUCAGGUGACUGCCCUGUCACCUUCUGUGACAGGGCCCUUUUCUGUAGCAAGAGUCAUUUGGAUCAGUAGGGAAGGGGAAAAUAGAGGCUCUAAAAGGCAAAAUGAUCUCUCAGCAGAAAAAUCUGAAAUUUAAGACAAAACUACUUGUGCCAUAUUUUCAGAGCAUAAAGAACUGAUAUUGGUGGUGUUUGCAUUCAUUACGUGAUGGGAAACCAUGAAGUAUUCAUCAUCGUAUCAGCUCCAAAAUACUAAUGAAAUUUCUUCUGUGACAAUCAGCUGGAGUAUUCCCCUUUUUAUACACCCCAUCCUUUCCCCAGUCUUUGUUGCUGCCAAUGUGAUUUGAAACAAACCUGGGUUUUCUGUGCUGUGAACUGUCGUGAGCCCCCGAGGUGGGCAGGGACGGAGUGGCAGAGGCUGGUGGGAGGAGGUGAUGUCCGAGCAGUUGAGAUCUGAGGAGGAUGCUGGCCCUGCCUGCCAAAGGUGACUCUCCUGGAACACUUGGAGACUUUGACAGCUGUUCUGAGACCACCCACGGCUCCCAGGCCAGCUCUGUAAGUAUUCCACCCAGGAACAAGGAUGCCAUGGAGCUGCUCUGGCUCUGUGUCAGAGCAUUUUAGCCUCGGAAGAUUGAGGCCCUUGUUCUUUGCUGUCCCCACCCUGCAAUGCUCUUGCCACCCUGCAUAGUGAGGGAGAGCAGAGCCCUCGAAUGGGCUGCUUGGUCUCGGGGUGAGCUGCCCCAAUGGCUCCUGUGUUAUUUCCUGUGCCUCGGGAUGGCCAGCCCGAGGGAAGGCAUUCCAGGAGUGUCCUGGUGGCCUCUGGGAAGGGCUCACCAACAACUGCUCAUGUGUGCAGUGGCCUGGCAGGGUCCUGACAGCUCUGCUUGGCUGCCUAUGGGGUUUUAGGCACAAGUUUGGGAGGGUGGAGCUGCCUUUAGGAGGAGGUGCGCUCUCGCCAGAGUGAGGGAGGCUCUGCUGGGCUUUGCACUCUCUCUACACACUUGCUCUUGUGAAGGACUUUUUUUUUUUUUUUUUUUACUUGACAAAAUUUUUGUUACACCAGUGAAAUUUCUGAGUUGUUUUGUGCUUUGAAGAGUUUUAAGGAUUCCUGCCGAUGCUUUUCCUGAGGGAAGCCAUGCCCUACCACAGAGUCCUUCGCCUGGUCCUGCUAACGCUGUGCAGCAUCCUGGUCCCUGCUGUGCUGGCAGAGUACCCGCAGGGCCCGGUCCCCACCCUCUGGAACGAGCCGCCCGAGCUGCCCUCCGGAGCCGGCCCCUUCGACGCUGCCGCCACCACCGCCCGGCUGUCGGACGCCACGACCUUCCCCCCGUACACCUCCGAGCUGGAGCCCGAGGACACCACCCACCUGCACCGCCUGGACGCCGGGGACGGUGAGCGGCUGCGAGAGGGACUGCCCGCGGCUCGCUCCCGCGGCAGCCGGGGAUGUCCUCGCGGUGGAUUUGCUCCCUGUGGGCUUGUCACCUCCCGGGAGGGGUUAAAGCCACACUGCUGGGGAGGGGGAGGGUUGCCUGUACUGCCUGCUCGUGGAAAUUUCUCUGCUGAGAAGCCUCUGCUUGCGGAGCUUUUGCUAGCCCCAAGAUGGCUCCAAGACCCUUCUUCCUGCCCCAUGACCUGCCACGGCAGGCACCUGCCCUGAAAAGAAAACCCUGAGUGCAGGUACGGCUCUCCAGGAUAGAGCGGGCCUGGAGCUUCCUGAACAGGGACCAUGAGUGUCUUUCCUGGCUCGUGGCUCCUGACUGACACCAAGUACCAGCUGGGAUGUGAUCCUGCCAGAAGCAAAGCAACUCUCCCAGUGUGGGUGUUAGCAGGAAAGCUGGGCACCACUGACCCCCUUUGUGGCAGCUGUCAUUGUCCCUGGGAUCUAGCUGAGGUGGUGGUGGCUGGCUACAGCCCCCUGCCCAAAGGUGCACCCGACCACACCUGGGCUGCAUGAGGACAUGGGACAUGGCUGGUACAGGGAGCUCUGGGACAGGAGUGUGGCCUGAUGCCUGGGGACAUGCUGGGUGUGGGGUGAUCCUUGCAGCCCUUCCCAUCUGGGCCCCACUGCCUCUGCUGACCUCACGCCUUGUUCUCUGUCCCAGCAGGCUCGCUGGGGCCCGGAGCUAUUGGUGCCAUUGUCAUUGCCUCCCUCCUGGGUACAUCUGUGCUUGUGGCCUUGGUCGUCAUCACACUGAGAAAGUUCUCUGCCUCCUGAACUCAAUAAAAGAUUUUUCUGUUACACAACCA
Messenger RNA from Corvus hawaiiensis (hawaiian crow), 3190 nucleotides. RefSeq names its product secondary ossification center associated regulator of chondrocyte maturation (gene SNORC). The transcript has 2 exons. Gene Ontology annotation, biological process: cartilage development. The record is from RefSeq and is a predicted model, not a curated record. NCBI's taxonomy places the organism in Eukaryota, Metazoa, Chordata, Aves, Passeriformes, Corvidae. The coding region runs from base 2058 to 2600 and encodes 180 amino acids. Gene Ontology annotation, cellular component: cell periphery.